Molecule: messenger RNA, 864 nt
Organism: Purpureocillium lilacinum
Lineage: Eukaryota; Fungi; Ascomycota; Sordariomycetes; Hypocreales; Ophiocordycipitaceae
Source: RefSeq, a predicted model, not a curated record
AUGCAGAAGCGCAAGUCCAAGCUCGAGCAGGCCCAACUGAAGAAGCGCAUCUCCCCGACCAAGCGCAAGUGGAUCAAGUUCGACCUCUUGAACCAGUCGAGGCGCAAUCGAAUGGGCAUGGUGAGGCUCCAUAGUGACAACGGUACUGAGGGCUACUGGAGCAUCGGCCGCAUUGACCGCGCCACCUGGCACAGGGUUCGAGAGGAGGCGCGCGAGGCGCGUCUCAUGGCUUGGCUCGCGGGUAGAUGCGUCACGACUCGAUCAUCGACCAGACAGUCGUCUAGGCUGUCCACGCCAGGGGUGUCGCCACGAGCCACCAGGGCCAGAACCGCCAAGAAGGCUCCAGUCGAGAAGGCUGCUCCUAAGAAAACGGUGGCUAAGAAGUCCACGACUACUGCUCAGGAUGCUGAGACCAAGCCGACCACGGCCAAGCAGGCUGCUCCCAAGAAGACUGUCGCUAAGAAAGCGACCACCAAGAAACCCACAGCUGCUACCAAGACAACCGAGGCAAGGCCGGCGGCCACCAAGCAGACGGUUGCAAAGAAGACUAUCACCAAAAAGGCCGCAGCUUCUGCUCAGACGGCUGAGGCAGAACAGGAAGCAGCCAACGAGACCGCAGCCGAUCAGGCCCACGGAAAGGCUCCCGCAAAGGCUACCGCCCAGCGAAAGGGCGCCACCAGGGCCAACGGCAAGGUGACGGCCAAGACUGCUACAACCGCCAAGGCUUCAGGCUCUGCGACUCAGCAGCCGCUUUGCGACCAAGGCCCGGCUUCUUCGCCCGGCAAGCCUUCCGCUAAGCGCUCCGCGGACUCGGAUGACCUGGACGGUCAGGUCCAGAAGCGCGCGAGGCGUUCGACUUACUAG